GUUGCGUUGUAGAUGGAGCGCUUGUCUGUGCCGUAACCUUGUGGGAUGGCCAAGGGAUGGCGAACUUCGGUAUUCAUCGCUUGCAAAUUAGCGAUAGCGACGACAGCGACCGCAACAUUCUCGUGAGAGCUGACAGAUUCGCAUCGUACGAGAGCACGGAGCGCAUCGAUGCCACCACUUCUUGGGCCACUGCUUCCCAUGCCGACAUCCCGUUAGAUCUCACCAACUCCGUGGAAACCAGUCAUUCGGGGCACACUGAACUAAGUUUCCCCAGUGGUGAGAUACAGGGGGAACGGCUGGCAAAGUGCUGGCAGUCAAACUACCACGAGGCGGCAAUAUUUCUGGAGGAAGGAGAAAACAAUGACAAGCUCGACUUCCACCCGUGCAGCCGCGAAGCACUACCAGCCUACCUGGUCGUCCAUAAUGUGCUCUUCUACUGCCUCGACCUGCUUUCAGCCACUGUGCUUAUGGCACUGGCCCUUAUGGAGGCCCCUGCUGUACCAGGCCUCAGUGUUCCUGUGGCUCUUCAUGUUUCCGUUGAACUACUGGCCCUCUCAGUAGUUGCUGUUGAACUGUGCAUGAAACUUCGAUGGAUGGGGCUCAAACCGUUCUUUACUCACAAGAGAACUGUCUUUAAACUGUCGAUCCUGCUGUUAAUGCUCAUAGAGGCACUUGUGGUUGCUGCUCGGCAGGCCACACACUUUCGCAUCCUCCGUGCCCUCAGGCCCAUCUUUCUAAUCGACAACCACUACUUGGGCGGCGUUCGGAGAUUGACUCGACAGAUCCUGCAGUCUCUUCCACCUGUGUUUGAUAUGUUGGUCAUAUUGUUUUUCUUCAUGACUGUGUUUGCCAUUCUAGGAUAUCACAUCUUCUCAUUUGUUGACAACCAGCCCUACUUCAGUACACUCUAUGACAGCCUCGUGAAUCUCUUUGUACUGUUGACAACAUCCAACUUCCCUGAUGUGAUGAUACCGUACUACGCCAACUCCAAAUGGGCUGCGCUGUUUUUUGUUGUGUUUCUGCUCGUCCACCUCUACUUCCUGAUGAAUUUGGUGUUGGCGGUAGUGUACGAGCGUUUCUCAUCCCUGGAGAAGGACAAGUUCCGCAAGCUGCUGCUUCAUCGCAGGAAAGCCUGCCACCAGGCCUUUCGCCUGCUCGUUAAUCGGUCCUCCCCGUCGUGCCUCUACUUCUGCCACUUUGAGGGACUCAUGAAGUACUACAAGCCACGUGCGAAGCGAAGAGAUGUCUACCUGAUGUUCAAGACCAUGGACACGGCACAGAAUGGAUUUUUAAGCCAAGAAGAGUUCCUUCAGGUGUAUGAAGCCAGCAAGCUCACGUGGGAGCGGAAAUGGUCGGACUACCCUUGGUUCAAUGAGCUGAAAAGACCAUUUGAGAGAAAACUUUUUGAAGGUGCCUACAAAGUGAUAACUUGGAAAUGGAGCAAUGUUAUCAUAUACCUUGUGAUUGCAACAAGCUUUCUGUGGCACAUAGUGGAAAUCACGCAGUUCACAGGUGACUCCUCAUCAAUCAUAGGGGAUGGAAAGACUGGACUUUCAGCAUGGAUUCUAGUUGGGCUGCUCGUAUUUUACCUCGCCGAGAUGCUUUUGAAGAUAGCAGCCUUUGGGGUGGCCGACUACUUCCACCAGGGCUGGAACAAGUUUGACUUUGUGGUCAUUGCAGCUGCUGUUGUGUUUGGGUCUAUAGGAGCCUUCCUGGACGCCAACCUGCUCAGAAUACUCAUUUUUCGAUCACUGCGUCUUCUCAAGUUGUUUCAGUUGAAGAAGAGCUACCACGACGUCUUAGGCACAGUGUUCAUCCUGAUGCCUCGAUUCGCCAGCGUUGGUGUCGUCCUCAUUAUUGUCUACUACUUCUUCGCCAUCAUUGGAAUCGAAGUUUUUUCACAGUACGUCAUGGAGGACUGUUGCAAGAACACAACAGUUGAACUCUACUUUGCCACGAAUACAUCAUCCGGGCCGGGCUAUUUCUACUUGAUGAACUUUCACAACAUGGCCAACAGUUAUGUGACCCUAUUUGCCCUGAUGGCUGUCAACAAUUGGUUCAUCAUCAUGGACGGAUACGCUGCUGUCACAUCCGAGUUCAGCCGCCUGUUCUUCAUGUCCUUUUAUCUUAUCACCAUGAUCGUCCUUCAAAUUGUUGUGGCCUUCGUGCUCGAGGCAUUCAUAUUCAGGAUACAGUACAAAAUGAAGAUAGGCAAAGAGAGCAAAGAGGACAACCUCGUGAGAGUCGAGACGACAAUGUCGCGAAUGGAGCUGCAGUACUGCAGCGUGCCUCCCGAGUUGUCCAGAAACCCACAGCCGCUGGUUUACGAUGUGGACAGUGGUUCGCAGAAACUUGUAUUUCGAGGAGUGCGCUGGAAAACGAAGUUCUCCUUCUGCCUCAAGAUGUAUGCCGACGAAGCAAAGGAGUGGCUGGACCAUGCGGAACUGGAGGAAAGGCGCUCCAACGACUGGCUAGUGCUCAACAUGCAAAGUUCCGAAGCCGAUGGUGGAAGCCGAUGGAACGAAAACAAUCCCAAUCGUCGGACAUUUACCUUAUGACUACAAACGGCUUCAGUGUAACGAUGUGUACAGCUGUACAGUUCAUCAGUGCGAUUCAUAUUUUGGACAUCAUCCAUGCCAUUACUGCUGCUCGGUGAAAUGAGAGUUACAGUGCGUCAGACAGCCCUGGUAAUGCUGCAAACUCGCAAACUUCAGUUACUGCAAUUUUUUUUUUCACUUGGAUUACAGUAUAAUCUUGAUAAAUGACAACCUCUGAAAUAGAACAACAGCCUCAGAUUUUUUUUUGUACUGGGCAGUGCAAAGAAAAUCCCUUCAUCUACCUGUAAAUUGAAUUGCUUUUAAUGUUACGACCAUUCAAGGAGCACAAUUCGAAACCCCAAUUUAAACAUUUUUUUUUCAGAAAGAGCCACACUUUGAAAUCCUUUCGGAUUUGGUUUCCUGUGUAAAACGAUAAAUUUUAAUGCUCCAGCUAAAAGAAAGGGAGUAUAUUUUUAUGUGCGAUAUGUGCUCAGACAUCUACUAUUAUUUGGAAAUUAACUCUGUCACUUUAAGAGUUCGGCAAACAAUCGUAUGAGCUUGUGUGAUGUACAGUGUUCCAUCCGUACACAUACUCGUCGGCAAGCGAAGGUCCCGGUUAAAUGCAACAAGUUCUCUUGGUCUUGAGGUUCCAUUUAACAAGAUUAUACUGUAAUUUACAGAGAGUCGGUGGCAUGCUCGGUUUUGCAUUUGCAAGCUGCCUUAGAACGUGCUAUGCAAAACAGCGAAGCAUAUCUGCAUUGAACAAACGUUUCCUAUGUGGAAGGCAAAGAACAUAAGACAACACAGAAAAUUUUUCAGGCAGCUGAAUUGACUAGACCUUCGCUAGGUGGAAGGCAAAGAGUACAAGACGAGAUAGAAAACACGCAGGUUGUUUUUACGGCAGUUAUUACUGCUAAUGCAUUGUGAACUGUGCAAGGCUUGGAAAAGGUUUUAUUCCCUUCCCCAUAAACAUUAAUUUUGCACUGACUAUAAUGAUGUAUGCACCUUGUCCCAUCUUUAAUGUAGUCAGCCAGAAGAGCACUUAAAGUUAAGCUCCGACACAACGAAUCAAAUUUUUCACAAUCUUCAGACUGCUGCAACUAGCAUGUAUAUCGCCAUCACCUAUGCAUUGACAAAUGUCUGUGACAACUCCUGUGGAAUGUCAACUUGCACAGGCUUUAUUAUCCAAACUUGGGUUACCAGGGUGGUUGCUAACCAACUAUUACUAUAUGUUAGUUUUACGACUUUUUAGCAUGCAGUUUGAAUGCACAUUGCACGGCGAGCACGAAUUCAAUGCAACUUUUGUGCAAGUUCAGUCUUGUGAUCCUGUACAUUUACGAAGUUUUCUGUGUUUUAAAGGCAUUAAAUUUUAAAGUACGAAAAAGAAAGGUUAAUUUAGUAUUUACAUUUCAGUUUGCAUAUUUUAAGCAAUUGUUUUGUCUUGACAAGCCAAAGAGAACCAGGCUGAAACAUUUUUUUUUCUAUUGAGCUGCUCUAGUACAGCGUUGUUUUUAAUCAUUUAUGCGCAGCUUACCUCAUGCUUCAUUCAUUGUCGUAACUUUGUGAAUGGAGGUCACAUUUCGUGCUGCACUUUUUAGUGUCACAAGAAUUUAAGCCAGGUGCUCCUUAAUGGCCAUGUUGACUAGUAUUUGUUGCAAGUUUCGGCUCUUUUAUGGCAGGGUUUUUUACAAACAACCCUCAAUGCACGGCUCCUUUAAAACUUGGCAGAGAAGCCCCUGACGUUAUUUUUAACUUUGAUCGCAGGUGCAGCUGCUUUACAUCAUAAAUGCAAACACACCUUAGGUGCUUCAAGUAGCUUAAUUGUAACA
Molecule: messenger RNA, 4366 nt
Organism: Rhipicephalus microplus (southern cattle tick)
Lineage: Eukaryota; Metazoa; Arthropoda; Arachnida; Ixodida; Ixodidae
Product: two pore calcium channel protein 1-like
Biological process (GO): monoatomic ion transport; transmembrane transport
Cellular component (GO): lysosomal membrane; endosome membrane
Molecular function (GO): monoatomic ion channel activity; voltage-gated channel activity; calcium ion binding
Source: RefSeq, a predicted model, not a curated record